This is a messenger RNA of Torulaspora delbrueckii, 606 nucleotides long. It is a transcript of the gene TMA22, whose product is annotated as Tma22p. The transcript has a single exon. Gene Ontology annotation, molecular function: translation initiation factor activity; mRNA binding. The record is from RefSeq and is a predicted model, not a curated record. NCBI's taxonomy places the organism in Eukaryota, Fungi, Ascomycota, Saccharomycetes, Saccharomycetales, Saccharomycetaceae. Bases 1 to 606 code for a protein of 201 amino acids. Gene Ontology annotation, biological process: translation reinitiation; formation of translation preinitiation complex.
AUGUCUGAAACGAAGCUAAGAAAUGUUGUCUAUUGUGACGUGUGCUCAUAUCCACCAGAUUACUGCGAGUUCACUGGUAAAUUGAAGAGGUGCAAACUGUGGUUGAAGGAAAAUCAUCCAGAGUUAUUUACCAAGUACUAUGGGGACAGUGACAAAGAAGUAGAUGCAGUGAGCUCUAAACUGGCGGAAUCGAGUAUUGGUGAAGAAAGAGAGGAAAAAUUGGAGAAGGAUCUGAAGAGAUUGCAAACGAAGCAGGAGAAUAAAGAACAGAGAGAAUUAGCAAAGAAGUUGUCAUCCAAGGUGAUUAUUAAGAGAGAAGCAAGGACCAAAAAGAAGUUCAUUCUGGCCAUUUCUGGACUGGAAGUGUUUGAUGUCGACAUGAAGAAACUUGCAAAGACUUUUGCCUCGAAAUUCGCUACUGGGUGCUCUGUCUCGAAGAACGCUGAAAAGAAAGAGGAGAUCGUUCUUCAAGGUGAUGUCCUAGAAGCUGUUGAGAAGUACAUUCAUACUUUACUAGAGGAGAAGGGAUUAAAGGAUGUUAAGGUGGAAACCAUAGAUACCAAGAAGAAGAAGAAGCCUACAGAAACACCAGCACCAGCUAAUUAG